Messenger RNA from Myripristis murdjan (pinecone soldierfish), 5440 nucleotides. Its product is annotated as inactive phospholipase C-like protein 2. Gene Ontology annotation, molecular function: phosphatidylinositol-4,5-bisphosphate phospholipase C activity. Gene Ontology annotation, biological process: gamma-aminobutyric acid signaling pathway; regulation of synaptic transmission, GABAergic; release of sequestered calcium ion into cytosol. Bases 377 to 3889 code for a protein of 1170 amino acids. NCBI's taxonomy places the organism in Eukaryota, Metazoa, Chordata, Actinopteri, Holocentriformes, Holocentridae. The record is from RefSeq and is a predicted model, not a curated record. The transcript has 12 exons.
CCUUGACAUCACAUCAAAUUUGCCUGAACGCAAGCGCACACUCAGCUGUCGACGCAGACGAGAAGAGGAGCACUUGUAGGAUCUCAAGGUGUAUCGGGCAUUCGUCUUUAAAAGCAGCGACUCAUUCUGACGCCCUGCUCUGCAUGCAGGAAAAGAGAGAGAGAGAGAGAGAGAGAGAGAGAGAGAGAGAGAGAGAGAGAGAGAGAGAGAGAGAGAGAGAGAGAAGUUUCUUCAGCUCUUGGCGCACGGUCGCCGCUGGUUCAGUUCCCUCCACGGCGGACGCGAUGGCAUGUCUGUCCCGUGUGUGUGCACCGCUGCAUCGGGAUCCCCGCUUUAGACACCACUGAGAGCCGUCAAAGUCCGAGUCUGACUCACCAUGGCUGGAUUUGGCGAGAAGAGGAGCGCCGUCGGCCCACCGGUUGUUGGGUGGAAAGCUGCAUCAGGAAGCGAGCUGAGCCUGGAGACGCACCAAGAAGAGUCGCUGUCAAACGGAAACUGCAGCGUGUCAGAUGCCGCCAAGAGGAUCCAGAGCACCAGCAGCCCCGGGUCCCCGACGUCCGACAACCCGGGGGUAGAUGCGGCCACUAAACCUAUUCCCCGAAGGAGCAGUCUGAUCAAGGAUGGGUCGCGAGCGGGUCGGGAGAGGAAGAAGACGGUGUCUUUCAGCAGCAGCCUGUCGGAGAGGAAGAUCAGCAGUGCUGCCGACUGUAUCCACUCCAUGGUUGAGGGAAGUGAACUGAGGAAGGUGCGCCCCAACUCACGGGUCUACCAGCGCUACUACCUCCUGGAUGCAGGCCUGCAGGCUCUGUGCUGGGAGCCGUCCAAGAAGGAGUCAGAUAAAGCCCGCAUCUCCCUCCCCUCCAUACGAGAGGUGAGGACGGGUCGGAACACAGAAACCUUCCGGACUAGUGGGGUGUAUGAUCAGAUCUCAGAGGACUGUGCAUUCUCCAUCAUCUAUGGAGAGACGUAUGAGAGCUUGGACCUGGUGGCCAACUCUGCUGAAGUGGCUAACAUCUGGGUGACUGGCCUCAGGUAUCUGAUGCAGUAUGGGAAGCAUGCCCUCGACAUCAUCGCCAGCAGUCAGGACAGCCUACGGCUCAGCUGGCUAGAGCAGUUGUUCUCCUCUGCUGUGGAGUCAGACAGAGAGGUGGAUGUGGAGGAGGGAAUUAAUUUGCAGUCGGCCAUCAGGCUGAUACAGAGUGUGAACCCUGGAGUGAGCAGCAGCAAAGUGGAACACAGGUUUAAAGAGCUUCAAAGGGUCAGGGAGAGAACAUGUGGGGCUGGGGUUACUCUGCUGGAUCACCCUGCUGGAGAAUGUGACAAGUGUGAAAACAAAAGACAAGCGGCGAGAAACAUGCACCAAGCAGUGGCCAAGCAGGAUUUCAUCGAGGUUUUCCAUGACUUUUGCACGCGUCCAGAGAUCUACUUCCUGUUGGUGCAGUUUUCUAGCAACAAGGAGUUCCUGGACACCAAAGACUUGAUGAGGUUCCUGGAAGCUGAGCAAGGCAUGCUUCAGGUGAGCGAGGAGACCAGCCUGAGGCUCAUCCAAUCCCAUGAGCCAUCGGAGGAGGGCCGUCAGCAUGGAUGCCUGUCAUUGGACGGCUUCACCAGCUACCUCACCUCUGCAGAGUGCCACCUCUUUGACCGGGACCACAGCACCGUGUGCCAGGACAUGCGGCAGCCUUUGUCGCACUACUACAUCAACUCCUCCCACAACACCUACCUCAUCGAGGACCAGUUCAGGGGGCCCUCCGACAUCUCGGGCUACAUCCGUGCACUGAAGAUGGGUUGUCGAUGUGUAGAGGUGGAUGUCUGGGACGGUCCUGAUGAUGAGCCAGUGGUCUGUACCGGACACACUCUCACCUCCCCCCUGUCCCUGCGUUGCGUGUUGGAAGCGAUCGGGAGGUUUGCAUUUGUGGCAUCGGAAUAUCCAUUAAUUCUGUGCAUAGAGAACCACUGUUCACUUCAACAACAGGAAGUUUUGCUUCAGCAUCUCCUGCGAAUACUGGGGGACAGGCUGUACACGGCCACCCCCGAUGAGGCAGAAUCAUACCUGCCAUCGCCACAUGCCCUUAGAGGUCAGAUCCUGCUGAAGGGGAAGAAGUUGCCACUUGAUUGGGAGGGAGAGCAGGGGGAGGUGAGCGAGGAGGAUGAAGGGGCAGAGAUGUGCCAGAGAAUGAAAGCAGCUAAUAGCAGUGCGGGCUCAGGACCUGGAGGAGGGGUUGGAACAAGUGAGAAAGAGAUGGGCUCUCACAAAAGCGUCUCCACCCCAGCAGUCACUCAGCAGUGUAAUCCUCCUCCUCCUCCUCCCAAGCGGUUUCAGCUUCUGAAGGAGCUGUCUGACCUAGUAACUCUUUGCCACUCAAUACGCUUUAUUGACUUCCCAACAUCAUCCAAGAACCAAAAACCCUGGGAACUGUGUUCCAUCAACGAGUCCCUGGCUGUGUGUCUCGCUGGCGAGAGUCCGGGCGACUUUGUCAACCACAACAAGCAUUUCCUGUCGCGGGUGUACCCCAGCCCCAUGCGCAUUGAUUCCAGCAACAUGAACCCUCAGGACCUGUGGAAGUGCGGUUGCCAGAUUGUGGCCAUGAAUUAUCAGACAGCCGGCCUGAUGAUGGACCUGAAUACGGCCUGGUUCCGUCAGAAUGGAAACUGUGGCUAUGUUCUGCGGCCAGCCAUCAUGCGCCAAGAGGUGUCAUAUUUCAGUGCCGACACCAGAGACACUGUGCCUGGUGUGUCUCCACAGCUGCUCCACAUUAAGGUAAUCAGUGGUCAGAACCUGCCCAGACCAAGGGGUUCAGGGGCCAAAGGAGACGUGGUGGACCCCUACGUCUACGUUGAGAUCCAUGGCAUCCCGGCCGAUUGCACCGAGCGCCGCACCCGGACGGUGACCCAGAACGGGGACAAUCCCAUCUUUGACGAGAGUUUUGAGUUCCAGAUCAACCUGCCAGAGCUGGCCAUGGUCCGCUUUGUGGUGCUGGAUGACGACUUCAUAGGGGAUGAGUUCAUAGGACAGUAUACCAUUCCUCUGGAGUGCCUUCAGCCAGGCUAUCGGUACGUCCCACUCCAGACUCUAACAGGGGAAGACCUUCCCUACAGCAGGCUGUUUGUCCAUGUGGCCCUGACCAACCGGAGAGGUGGGGGAAAGCCUCAUAAAAGGGGUCUGUCUGUGCGGAAGGCCAGGAAGGGGAGAAACUACACCGCUUUGAGGGACCUGGGCGUCCGAGCUGUGGAUGAGGUUUUCAAGAUGGCUGCCGCUCCGCUGAGAGAAGCCACCGACCUGCGGGAGAACAUGCAGAACUCAGUAGCGGUGUUCAGGGAGCUGUGCGGGCUGUCGGCGGUGGCUAACCUCAUGCAGUGUGUGUUGGCUCUGAGAACAAGAGCGCUGGGACCAGACGGGACGCCUUUACUGCUGUUUGAGCUCCGGGACCACUACCCCACCUUGGAGCCCCAGGGACCCCUGCCUGAUGUCCUGCGCCGUGUGGUCUCUACCUAUGAAAUGAUGGUCCAUGCAAGCAGAGCAGUGAUGGAGCUUUCCGAUGGAAUCUAUGACAGGAUUCUACACAUACAGACAACAGCUAUGGAGUUCCAUGAGAAGCUGCAGAGCCUGGCUGUGAAAGAGGGGCUGAAAGGUCGCAAGGUGAGCCGAGCGCUGGAGAGCUUCAGCUGGAACAUCACCAUCCUUAAGGGCCAGGCUGACCUGCUGAAGCACGCCAAGGCCGAAGUACAGGAGAACAUGAAGCAGGUGCACUACGCCGCUCUGACUGGUAACCUCAUCAAGGAGAGUCCAGGAGGAGGAAGAGCCCGACCCCAGUCACGACGUGGCCAGGAAGCCACCACCAGCCAGGACAGACCAACCACUGCUGGAGGAGGACAUGUGUUCAUGUAGGAGCAGGUGCCAACUUGAUUUUUGGCACAACCAGAUAUCCUCCCCCCCCCUGCAUUAUGUCUAAACAUCUGUGCUCAAGGGCAGGUUGUAGCUACGAGUGGUGAAUCACUGCUGCGGCGGCUAAGACACAAGCGGAUAUUCAUGGGAACGGAGAUGCAGCCAAAUUACCAGACAUGUGGCCGAGUUUCAGACUGCUACAACUUUUUCCACUUUCCCAAGGAAGAAGAAAAUGAAGUUGACGAGUGGAAAAGGAUUAAAAAUGUGGCCAGCUUCCCCCCAUCCAUCCACCUCCUGCAGAUGCGAUGCGUCUCCCACUCGUAGAAACCAUAGCACUGCUGAGGGAGAGACGGUGGAUAAUAAUUAUAAUAAAGAAAACUGGGGAAAUUAGUGCAGUUCAAUUUAAAACCCUCCACAAAAAAACAAAAAAAAAACAAAAGACAUAGUUUAUUGCACUCUAUUAAAAUGUAAAUACAGCAGAUAUUUAUUUCCACUCGAUAACGUGCAAUGCUCAUUCUUACUUGUGAGUAGACAUUGGUGUUUUUCCAGCACUGUCUGGGAUGAAUCAAACUUCAGCCAAAAAAAAAAAAUGUUCAAAAUCAUGUCAACUGUUUGCUUCAGCACUCAAAUGCAAGGGGCUAGUACUUAUAGGGCUACUAAAUGCUAAAUACUAAAUACUUCAACUCAUCUGGCAAGGUUAAUCAUGUAUUUGAAGCACAAUCAGAUGUGGGUAGUUUGUGACUGUGGGAUUCUCUCUAAGAUCUGAAUGGGACAGACUUUGCAGAAGAAUGGUUGUGAUGUAUGGGACUGGAAUCCUAAAUAUUUCCAGCCAAGCGAACAGAAGAAUGUAUGCAGUCGGGGAUACUUUCAAAAGGACAAUUUCUCCUUUUGUUAUUUUUAGCAGAAUUUAUUGGGAAAUUUUUUUUGCCAUUAUCGCACUCAACCAGACACCACUGCAGAACAAGGAGCAGCUGCAUGAAUACGAUUUGGCUAGGUUUGUAUUUUCAUCCUCUAAUAGAUUUGGGUCCACUGUGCUGUCCCUGUGUUGUUAGUGGGUGUUUGGGGUCUUUUAACAUCAGAGCCUUGGGCCCAGGGGGGUCAGCUCAGGUCGAUCAGUCACUGUUUUUGGUCCCUGGAUCUCCCUUUUUGAUCCGCACCAUGUUGCAACCCUCUCGGCGGCCCCUCAUGUUUUCUGAAAGCUCUCCUCUAGUGAACUCGCCGACACCUAGGGGACUGCGGGUCCUUCAGAGACCGGCCCGUGAACCCAUUUGCAUGUUCACUGCGUACACCACCCCUGCCUUUCCCGCGGCUCUCUUCCCAAAAGUCCUCAGUCUGACACAUUCUAUAUUUUUAUAUCUUCCUGAAGCCCUAGCACUAAUUAAACCAGUGUUACUCACCAUGACGAUCAAAUCCGGAAUUGUAAAUGUAUGCCUCUAGGGAACAAAUAUGUUGACAGAUGCUUACGUUGUGUGUGUGCAGAACACUGUACAGUAUUUUAAUAUGUAAUUCUAUCCUUUUGCUGUAGAGAAAUAUUUUACAUAACUUAUUUAUCCU